ACAAAGCGUUUUAAUAAGGUUUCUGCGGCACGGAUCCACUGCUGCGGAUGCAAAUCACGUUUUCUCGAUGAGAUCAUUUGUGGAUACAGCUACACUGAGAGUCGGCGCGAGGGUGUGAACUCGAGGUUUCGAUUCAAGAACCGUGAUGACUGCGACAGUUGUACCUAUCGGAGGGCCUGAGCCGUUUCGCGCGCAUGCCUGUGGCGUUGACACGGUGCUUUUCAUUUAGGCUUUUCGCAUCACCGCUCUCUUCUUCCAGUUUUUUUUAACUUACAGAGGGUGUUUGGUUCGCCGAGCGUCGUGGGAGUGUGCGAGUGUUGGAGCAGGAAGAUUGGAUGCCUAUUCCCUGAAUUUCGCAUUUGUUGUGGACCCCCCCGUCGUCAGUGAUCGACCGGGACAAUCCGGGCGAUUCUUGAUGCAACCAUGAGUUUUUGACGACAAUGUUUUUGGGAGUGGACACACCGUUCGGAGUGGAGGGUACAAGCGGCGUGGUUUAUGCUUUCCGUACUUGCUUUUCAGCCACCGUCGCCCCAACUAACUAGGGAGAACGUUUUUUUCUUGGCGCGUCGUGGAAUCUCUCAGCGAAGCCGAGCAUUUGUGUGCAUCAUGCGGUUCCUCAUUGCCAGAGGCUUUCUCGGCUGCGUUGUUCUGUUUGCUGUGGCCGCUUCAGGCAGUCAUUCUGGUGCUUCGUACGACCGUGGAGGACACGGCUCUCCCAGUGCAGGGGACCCAGCCACCAAACGGUGGCAGCACGGGUGGGUGCCUCAUCCGGGACACCCGAGCAGCGUGCAGCGCCAACAUGAGCUGUACGCCUCGGGUGAUCAGAGUAACCAGAGGGGGCAUGAGGCUGAAGCGCAUGGUUUAUUUCCAAGGGUAGAUGUUGGUGCCCAAAGCCCUGUUGGUUACCAUCAAGCCAGAGGUGGUGGCUAUUCGGCAAGCGUCGCUCCCACUGGGUAUCCCCAUGUACAGAACGCCCACAGCUAUGGACAGGCACCAGGUCCGUAUUCUGGCUUUUACGGGCGUGCUAGCUCUGAUCUUACUGUCGCGGGAGUAUCACGUGGAGGAGGGUUGUCAAGCGCGUCGUACGCAGGUGGCGGUGAAAGAGGAAAUCAGUGGAUGGGGACAGCUGUUGGCAAAGCAAUGAGGACAGUUCGGCAGAAGCUUUCCAACCUUUCCCAGGGCUUGAGUCCUCGUAUGACGGACAAUGAGGAUCCGUUUGAGGUUCUGCAGACAGAGAUCGUUCGCCUAGUCAAGACCAUCAAUAGACUUAGCACGUUUUGCGAAGCGGGGCAAGGCAGUUCUCUAAUGCACAGCAACGUUUUCGGGUGGGGCAUAGCGGAAGCAAUCGACCCCAAAGAAUCCGAGAGGCAAGCAGUCAAAGUCGCGGCCGUCGCGAGGGCGGUGCUCUACGAAGCCGCUGCGCUGGUCGACCUGUUGUUUGUAAGUCCGUCCGAACAAACUCUGAAGGAGGCGUCCAGAGUUUUCCAGGAAAGGCUCCACAUGCUUCGCGAUUCUUCCAAUGACUUCCGCGGGCAUCUUCAAGCUCUGCGGGGCGCCAUGCGUGCCAAGCUGUCCGACUGCGCACCCCUUGUCGAGGCUCCACGGAGAAGAGACGCUGUCCAAGGUCUGUGGAAGAGGUGCACGGCCCGUGCGAACUCAGUUGUCAAAUACGUAGUAUACUCCUUGGAGCAUCUCGUGCCUGUUGUCUUCUCUACUCUCUCGGCUGUACUUCAGGGCUUCGAACCGGAAAGCCGAAUAGAUUUCCGCCUUACCGACAAAGUUCUCAGCAUCUCCGAAUCAAUUGAUACGAUUCAGACUCGAGCUCUUUCGAUUCGUGCAUAUAAUGAAAAGCUGUUGGCAACCGUCAAUCAAAUCGUUAGUCUCGAAACUCCAAGCGGAAUUUCGAGCCCACUGGGACUGACUGCGCUUGGAGGAACUGGUAACUUUGGUCGGGGAACAGGCUAUGUUCCAGGUUCUGCAUCUCUUGGUGGUGGUAUCGUCGCCGGCACCAUGCCAGGGUUGUUGACUGGAAGCUUACGAUAUGGCUUAGCUGGUGACAUGAGAAUGGGGACCAAUGCUGGAGGACUGGGCCCGGGCGGACCAGCAACUUUGGGUGGAAGCGCCGCAGGGGGGUUGUGGGGCCAUGGAGGAACAGGGGCACUGCCUGUAGGAGGGCUAAUGGGGUCUUCCGGUGGCGGGCUUCUACAAGGAAUCGGAGCAUCAACUGUAGGCUCGAUUGGAUCGCAGGGUAUAUCCGUUUCUUCGGUGGGAACACACUUGCCUCGCCAACCGCUUGUCGCCACGACCGGGUCACUGUCUGACGGUGGGCUCUCUGCGGUUGCAGCCCCCCGCCCAAGUGGUCCUGCCGACACGGAGAGCGUGGGUUUGGCACGUCCAUCGGCCGUGCCAGUCAGUGCCAGGCCCCCUGUGUUUCACGGGAUGCGCAUAGGCGCAGCUCAGCGACCAGAUGCAACUCUGCCCGAUCUGGUAACAGCACGUGUGUCACCUUCAGCAGAGGAGGCGGUGCCCGUAACAGCAGAGCGUGCUGUAGAAGAGACUCACGCGGUCAAUGGCAGGAAACGAGACAACAAAAACGUUUCGAGCGGCGCGGUGCCUAACGCCGCGAGUGGAGAGGGUCACCAGGACAAUGUAGGCGACGCAGAAACGAUCGACAGUAUAGACCAUAUCGGAGAUGAGGACGAUCUGAACGACGAUUUUGACUGA
Molecule: messenger RNA, 2724 nt
Organism: Toxoplasma gondii ME49
Lineage: Eukaryota; Apicomplexa; Conoidasida; Eucoccidiorida; Sarcocystidae
Exons: 2
Coding region: 496-2724 (742 amino acids)
Source: RefSeq, a predicted model, not a curated record